AUGAGAGUGCGCCAACCUUUGUCGUUUCAAUAAUUUCUUCCGAGAAAUGAGAUGGAUUACAAUAAAUUCGGGAUUUCCAACACUACGACAACAAGAUGACAGACAAUUUAUUCGGUUAUGGCGGGGACUUACCUCCUCUAGAUGAGGGACCCGAUGAGGAGGAUGAUGGAGAGUUUUAUGAUACUGUUAACGAUGACACCUUUGGAACAGGAGCAGAAGGUGGAGAUUGGGUGGAUACUCAUGAGCGUAUGGCAGGAGAGUUCCAGUUUGGUACCAGCAGUACACCAAGGGCACAAGGACAAGUGAGGCAGCAGGAUAACAUGGUACCCUUCUUUGAGGAAGAGGACUUGGAGAAGAGUAUCACUAAGCUAGUUCUGGAUGAGGAAGAAUCAUACUAUGAUCCAGCAAGCAGAAAGGCUUCCAAGUCUAAGCCCAUUUCCAUCAAGGGUGGCGGGGAGUCCAGCAUCAGUCAGCUGUUUGGUCCAAAGUCUCCGCCUUCGCUCUUUGACACCUCGGACUUCAUGUCUCCGACCCGCAACAUCUGGGGCUCCCCGGAGGUGCAUCAGACCGUGGAGAUGCCCCAGAAACCUGCAGUCUCUGCCACCGAGGAGCGCCUGAAAGCCAUGCUCCAUAUUGGACAGAGUUCCCUAGGAAAGCCUGCAGAGGAUGGCUGGGAGGAUCCAGCUAUUGUCCGAGCAGUCAGCGAUUCCCAGCCUGUCAAAAAAAAGGUCAUGUCCCUCGCUGAACUGGAGCAGGAGCUCAUAACGGGACGCAAGCCGAUGCCCAGCAAGGCCCUACCCGCCCGGUCCGUCUCUCCGGAGAUCGGCUCCCCGCCCGUCGUCAUUCCACUGCCGAUCGGCACACCCCCAAGAGGUUCCAUGAUGCACCAUGCUAGACUCCCACAUCAUGCGGCAGAGCAACAGAAACAUCAGCAGUUACCUCAGCACAUACAAGCUACGCCACAAUCAACACCUCCACCGAUACAACAAAAGACUCCUGUUGUAGGGCAGUCUCCUCUCGUUCCAAUCCACCCCCAACAGCUGCAGCAGCUCACCCGCCAAAUACACCAGUCCAUCGGAGGGAGGGUAUCCCCAACCCAGAUCAGCCAGCUCAUCGUACGCCUCCAUGCCAUCGGUGGGCGCAUCUCCCCAAACAGCAUCCGUACGGCUGUCUUCACCUCCAUCCCCCCUCCCCCACGCCCCCAGGGUGCCAACGCGGCAGGGUCGCCGGCCUUCCCGGGGAACCAGAGGAUGCCGUUCAAUGCAGGGUCACCGCGGAUGCCGUACUCCUCGUCUCCACGGGGGAUGCUGAUGGGGUCGGGCAUGGGUUCAAGUCCUGGAGCUAACACCCCUCCCAUGCAUAUGGGGGCUGGUAGAGGGGGGCGAUUCCCGAGAGCAAUGUAUGGCCUUACCCCUAUGAAUCCAAGGAUUCCACCUGUGCACUCUAGACCAGACCAAGCCGGGAUGAACAGACGCUACCCCUACAGCCCACAGCAGAGGAGCCCUUAUCCAAACAUGGGGAAGUAUGACCGCGACGGACCGCGAGCCCAGCGUCAGAUCCGCUUCCCACGAGGCGGGGGCGGGGAUAACCAGUACCAUCGUCGUGGAAACCGAGGUGAUUAUGACGAGUACUCGUGCCUGAUGUCGCAGAAGGAGAAGGAAUGGGUGAUUAAGAUACAGAUGCUGCAGCUGACCUCCAACAAUCCCGCUGUGGAUGACUUCUAUUACCAGAACUACAUGGCCAGGAAAGCAGCCAAAGAGAAGGAUAGAGAGGAGAGUGGAAAGAACAAUCAACAAGGGAAUAAGAAGAAACUUGUGCUACGCCCUCUAGAGAACCGCGCCUACCAACCAGCUCAAUUUGAAGGUGCCCUGGGCAAGCUGACAUCAGCUAGUGUGAACAACCCUCGUCAGAUCAUUGAUAUACACAUUGAAAAUGCACCUGAAGAAGAAGAGGGAGGAAAGGCUAAGGACCAUGGUCGUCGACGUCGAACGCUCCUGGCCAUCGAGCGCCUGUUCAGCCUUGUCAUGGAGGGAGAGGACGUAGAUAUGCUUGUCAGAGGUUUACCUGAAUCAGACCGUGGGCCUCUCCUAGAGAAGAGGAAGGGGCUGGUGAUGAAGCUGUGUGCCACGCUCAAAGGAGAAAAAGGCGACGGACUCAGAGAAAGGACGGCCAGUACCUUGUUCCAUCAGAUCCUUGGCAUUCGUAAGGGGCGUAAGUUAGUGAGCCGCAUCAUACCCCUUCUGGGCAAGGAGGAAGCCUUCCCCCUCGUGGAGACCUUCUUGGCUAACCUGACCUACAUCUUCAAACAGGAAGCCAAAGACCUCAAGAAAGAUGCCAUCGAGAGCCAGAAGGGAAGGCUUGAUGAAACAUUCCCCCAGCUCUAUCUGCCGCUAUGUCAGGUAAUCCAGGAGAGUGAGCUCAUUGACCUGAUCUCCCUGGUCGGUGACCUUGAAUCCCAGAUACCGACGACCCCGUCUGCUACCCAACCCAAGGGCUCAUCCAUCAUCUCUGGUGCUAUGCAAAACAAGCUUGGGGUGUCAAUUAUCAUGUGUAUGUUAAACCGUGCUGAGGAGGUGUAUACAGCUGAGGAAACACCAGCUUUUCACACAAAGUGGAUGGAAUGUGUACAUUUAUUUGCACAAGCAAUCUGCGUAGUUAGUGACACAGCCAUUGCCAGACCUCUAGGGAAAUUCCCUCUUGUUCUCGACCAUUUCUCACGCUUUGUAAGCAAGCAACCUCUCAAUGCAUUAGAGAAGAGAUUAAGAAAUUUAAUCGACAAUGAAGAAUAACUUCUUCUAUAUUAAUCAUGGUAUGUGAUGUUGUCUUCAAGUGUCAAGCCAACAAGCCAACAAGGAGGUAAAAUCAAGCCAAGUAUGCUGCUCAGAUGCUCCGAUCAAGCGUCCACUUGGAACAUGAACAUAAGCCAGGAAAGCCAGCCAGCAAACCUGAAACCUGAUGUUGGAAGACAGCCACUCUCCAAUGUUCAUGUGCGGUUAUCCAGUGUUUCAGCGAUUAGAGAAAAGCAAGUCUGCAACUAAAUGUAUACAGCCUAAAACAACCAAGCCCAUACUUAGCAAAAAUUUGGUCAAUUCUCUAUUAUUCUCUUUAUUUAUUAGUAGAAUGUGGCCUUGGUAGACACACUCUCUUUUAUAGCCAACAAGCCAACUAGCAAGCAGGGUAGACUGCCUUAACUAGCCAAAUGUGCUCUUAUUAAAGCCAUUUGGGCAAAGAAGCCCCCCCCCCCC
Molecule: messenger RNA, 3245 nt
Organism: Strongylocentrotus purpuratus (purple sea urchin)
Lineage: Eukaryota; Metazoa; Echinodermata; Echinoidea; Camarodonta; Strongylocentrotidae
Gene: patl1
Product: protein PAT1 homolog 1
Exons: 17
Coding region: 96-2789 (897 amino acids)
Biological process (GO): deadenylation-dependent decapping of nuclear-transcribed mRNA; P-body assembly
Cellular component (GO): P-body
Molecular function (GO): RNA binding
Source: RefSeq, a predicted model, not a curated record